Molecule: messenger RNA, 944 nt
Organism: Anastrepha ludens (Mexican fruit fly)
Lineage: Eukaryota; Metazoa; Arthropoda; Insecta; Diptera; Tephritidae
Product: antigen 5 like allergen Cul n 1-like
Exons: 3
Coding region: 90-857 (255 amino acids)
Source: RefSeq, a predicted model, not a curated record
CGCAACAUUUUUCACAGUCCCACUUUUGGUGCUCUACCAGUCAUACGGAAUCGCAAACACACAAAAAAAUAAUUAGUUAAGAGUUGAAAAUGCAGUUGAAGUUCACCUUCCUCGCUUUUUUGUUGGGGACAUUUGAAAUCAUUUCCGCCACGAACUAUUGCGACAGCUCCUUGUGCAGCUCCAGCAAGCAUAUCGCAUGCAACAACAAUGGGAACUUCGCGUCCUCCUGCAAAAGUCCCAGCUUGGUUACUCUAACACAGGCAAAUCGGAAUGCGAUUGUCAAUGCGCACAAUGUCAAGCGUAAUUUAGUGGCUGGCGGCGGGACGAAUUUGAAGCCGGCUUGCCGUAUGGCCACCAUGCAAUGGGACGACGAACUGGCCGCUUUGGCUGCGUUGAAUGUCAAACAAUGCCAAAUGAAGCACGAUGCCUGCCACAAUACCGAUGCUUUCAAAUAUUCGGGCCAGAAUCUAGCUUGGAUCACUUUCUAUGGUACACCCGACGUUGCGAAAUUGGCGCAACACUCGAUCGAUAUGUGGUAUAAUGAAAUUAAGGACACCAAAUUGGCUUACAUAAAUGCAUAUCCAAAUAAUUAUCAGGGCCUUACUAUUGGCCACUUUACCGUCAUGGUGGCGGAUCGAAAUAUUCGUGUGGGAUGCGCUGCUUCCACCUACGCAGUAUCGGGCAAGUCGUACAAGGCGUUCCUUAUGGCUUGUAACUAUGCAACUACGAAUAUGAUCAACUUCCCAAUAUACAAAGCGUGUGCGACUGCAGCUUCGAAUUGUAAGAAGGGCACCAAUGCAGAUUUUCCAAAUCUUUGUUCUAAAUCUGAAGUAUUUGCUGUAAAUAAAUGGUUCUAAGUACAGAGAAAAACUAUGUAUGUACAGUACCUGGCCAUUGAAUUAUGACCGAUGAUAAAAAUUACAAAAGCAAAAGGUUUUAAAGCA